AUGGUAAUGAACCAACCUGACAUCGUGGUGGUAGACAAAGGGCAGAGGACAGCCGUGGUGGUAGACAAAGGGCAGAGGACAGCCGUGGUGGUGGACAAAGGGCAGAGGACAGCCGUGGUGGUGGACAAAGGGCAGAGGACAGCCGUGGUGGUGGACAAAGGGCAGAGGACAGCCGUGGUGGUGGACAAAGGGCAGAGGACAGCCGUGGUGGUGGACAAAGGGCAGAGGACAGCCGUGGUGGUGGACAAAGGGCAGAGGACAGCCGUGGUGGUGGACAAAGGACAGAGGACAGCCGUGGUGGUGGACAAAGGGCAGAGGACAGCCGUGGUGGUGGACAAAGGGCAGAGGACAGCCGUGGUGGUGGACAAAGGGCAGAGGACAGCCGUAGUGGUGGACAAAGGGCAGAGGACAGCCGUGGUGGUGGACAAAGGGCAGAGGACAGCCGUGGUGGUGGACAAAGGGCAGAGGACAGCCGUGGUGGUGGACAAAGGGCAGAGGACAGCCGUGGUGGUGGACAAAGGGCAGAGGACAGCCGUGGUGGUGGACAAAGGGCAGAGGACAGCCGUGGUGGUGGACAAAGGGCAGAGGACAGCCGUGGUGGUGGACAAAGGGCAGAGGACAGCCGUGGUGGUGGACAAAGGGCAGAGGACAGCCGUGGUGGUGGACAAAGGGCAGAGGACAGCCGUGGUGGUGGACAAAGGGCAGAGGACAGCCGUGGUGGUGGACAAAGGGCAGAGGACAGCCGUGGUGGUGGACAAAGGGCAGAGGACAGCCGUGGUGGUGGACAAAGGGCAGAGGACAGCCGUGGUGGUGGACAAAGGGCAGAGGACAGCCGUGGUGGUAGACAAAGGGCAGAGGACAGCCGUGGUGGUGGACAAAGGGCAGAGGACAGCCGUGGUGGUGGACAAAGGGCAGAGGACAGCCGUGGUGGUAGACAAAGGGCAGAGGACAGCCGUGGUGGUAGACAAAGGGCAGAGGACAGCCGUGGUGGUGGACGUGGCAAUUCCAAGCGAUGGGCAGGGCAGGGGGUAG
Messenger RNA from Knipowitschia caucasica, 1032 nucleotides. The record is from the annotation of a GenBank genome assembly. Lineage: Eukaryota; Metazoa; Chordata; Actinopteri; Gobiiformes; Gobiidae.